Molecule: messenger RNA, 970 nt
Organism: Cryptomeria japonica (Japanese cedar)
Lineage: Eukaryota; Viridiplantae; Streptophyta; Pinopsida; Cupressales; Cupressaceae
Exons: 2
Coding region: 1-693 (230 amino acids)
Source: RefSeq, a predicted model, not a curated record
AUGGAGGAUUGUGGAAUAGAAACAUAUGGUCAGGUAGAAGAAGAUGGCAUAGAAGCAUGUUGGUAUCAUAGUUCUUAUUACAUUUUUCUGUUCAACUUCGUUGUCAUCGUCUCUGUUAGAACUGGCUACACCCAUUUCUUUCAUAGUAUCAUAGUUCUUAUUACAUUUUUCCGUUCAACUCUGUUGCUAUCCUCUCUGUUAGAACUGGCUAGGCGUAACUAUAAUUCCAUUACAACCCUGGAGGAAGAGGAGAACAGGCGUGUGGUUGAGCAACUUUAUGUUGCACUGGGAAGUGGGGAUAGCGAGACGGUGGGGAGGAUAUUGGCGGCGGACUUGGAGUGGUGGUUCCACGGCCCGCCAUCCUGUGAUCACAUGAUGCGCUUGCUCACCGGUGCUUCAGGUCACAAGCACUUUUCCUUCAACCCUAAAUCCAUAACGGCUGCGGGGAACAAAGUGUUUGUUGAAGGGCAUGAGAAUGAAUCGGCAUAUUGGGUGCACGUAUGGACUUUGAAAGAUAACAUUGUCACACAGCUCCGCGAGUUCUUUAACACUUCUCUCGUUGCCAGGGAAUUCACUCCUCAUUCUUCUUCUUUGCCGCGUAGGGAGAUGGUCGCUUGUAAUUUGCUUGUGUGGGAGAGUGAGAUUCCCAUAUCUCAGGGAAAUUCCAUGCCUGGUCUUGUGCUUGCCAUUUGAAUAUGUCCCCUCCAAUGCCCUCAUAUUUCCCCUUCUUUGUAUAUGGUUUUCUUUUUAUUGGACUGUUAUCUGUGAAAUACAGGGAGAUAUAAGCCAAACUCUGUGCUAAUGGUUGCUAUAAGUGAAGCAGCUUUUAGCCAUUCCUCAGUCGUUAUAUAGAAUCUAGGACAUAAAAUUGACAAAUUAUGAAUGAACUUUCAAAAGUUAUUUGCAAUCAGGACUUGUACUUAUUUACCUAAUAUUGAAGUGUGUAUAUCAACACUGUUCAAAGUGAUAA